This is a messenger RNA of Tachysurus fulvidraco (yellow catfish), 9862 nucleotides long. RefSeq names its product neuron navigator 2a (gene nav2a). Bases 537 to 7325 code for a protein of 2262 amino acids. The transcript has 41 exons. Gene Ontology annotation, biological process: nervous system development; neurogenesis. The record is from RefSeq and is a predicted model, not a curated record. Gene Ontology annotation, molecular function: ATP binding; protein binding; ATP hydrolysis activity. NCBI's taxonomy places the organism in Eukaryota, Metazoa, Chordata, Actinopteri, Siluriformes, Bagridae.
AGAGAGAGAGAGAGAGAGAGAGAGAGAAUGACGCUGGUGCUGAAGCAGUACAUCCUCUAACAAAAUUGGAAACUACAUCACUGCGGAAUGAGCUGCAGGACGGACGCGGGACUCGAACACAGGUCUGAGAUUCCGACCUCUUUUACCGAAACCCAAUUUCUUGGAGAUUUUGGAUGGGUUUAAGCCCCGACAAAGCGCGUGUCAACACAAUCGAGAGUGUAUCACGCCCAGAUCGGGAUGUCUCUGAGGUGCGUGAAUAGAGGAACUUGUCGUCCUGAACCGCACGGGGAUUAAGGUGUUUGUGGAUUUCCAACAAUUACGGAAAAAUGCACGAGGACGAAGUUUGGAUGGCCGGACCAGAAGACGUCAGAGAGGCUGAGCCGAACUUUAGCCGUCGCUCGAGGGAUCAGGGGUAUGAAUGACACUGCACGCUGUCAUGGCAACGGUGACGAGUCGAACCGAGUGCCUCUGAUGGACGAAUGACCGUACUGUCAAGAUCGCAGCUGGAUAUUUAUAAGUGAAGAAUUUGUCUAAAGAUGUCAGAUUCGGGAAGGAAGACACCUCCGGCCCAGCGGCAUCGGAGGAAGCAGGGGGUUCACGGACCAGAGGAGCAGAAGAAGAUCUACACGGACUGGGCGAAUCACUAUUUGGCCAAAUCAGGACACAAGCAGCUGAUUAAAGAUCUGCAGCAAGAUGUUUCUGAUGGAGUGCUUUUGGCUGAAAUCAUCCAAGUCGUAGCCAAUGAAAAAAUUGAAGACAUUAACGGGUGCCCAAAGAGCCACUCGCAGAUGGUUGAAAAUAUUGAUACAUGUCUGACUUUUCUGGCAGCAAGAGGUGUGAACAUACAGGGACUCUCAGCUGAAGAGAUCAGAAAUGGGAAUCUGAAGGCGAUACUAGGACUGUUUUUUAGUUUAUCUCGAUACAAACAGCAGCAGCAACAGCAGCAGAGCUCGUUACACACACACUUUACACAGACUCAGACACAAUCUGCACAAACACACACAACCUCCUCGCAUGGGACGCACGCAUCAGCAGCACAGAUCCAUCGAGCACAGGCGGAGAUGCAGUCCAGGACUUCCUCUGAGAGCAAACUUCUCAAGUUUUCCAUUGGUCAGAAAAAGACAUCUAGACUUCCUGGCCCUACGUCGAGAGUUUCCGCUGUGUGUGUCGAGUCGUCGCCGCGAGGGUCACUCAGCUCAGCAGGGAACAGACGCAGCCAGACGUUCAGUGAGAAAAUCAAACCUGCAGCCACACAGAGCAGAGAAUCAUCAGACGGCAUUGCUUCCCAAACUCCAAGCAUGACUGAGCACGCUCCAUCGUCAUCGGCAACCACGUCUGCUGUCACCAGCACUGUGCCGUCUUCUUCUUCCACUUCCUCGGCCACUUCCUGUUCAGCCAUCCCUCAGCCCAACUCGAGCAGCAAACCCUGGAGGAGCAAAUCUCUGAGCGCCAAAAACACAUCUACCUCCACUAUUUCCCAAGUUAAAGGGGAAGUCCCUUCCAAACAGACCCCUCCUACUGACCCACCUCCUAAAUCCCUGCCUCAGAAGUCCAUGUUAGAAAAACUCAAACUGUUCAACAGUAAAAGUGGCUCGAAAUCCUCUACGCCCCCAGAGGGCGCUGUGCAUAUGCCGCUUAUGUUGGAGAAGGUAGAAGCUACCGAGCCUGUGGAGGAAGCUAACGGCUAUGCACUAACAAGCAGCAGCCCAAAGAUGGCACUGAAAGGCAUUGCACAGCGCACCUUUAGCCGGGCUCUAACGGCCAAAAAGGGCUCAGUGAAAGGUGGCGACAAAGAAAAGGACAGUGACAAAGAGAAAGAGCGGGUUAGAGAGAAAGAGAAGGAGAAAGAGCGAGGAAAGGAGACUUCGAGAAGAAUGUUCACUUUUGAAAAGUCAGCGAGUAGAGACGCAGUAUCCACAGAGGAUGUAACUACCAGAAGUGAUGUUAGCAUCACCGCUGCAGAGCCUAAAAGGACCUCGAAAAUUGCCAGCUUCAUUCCCAAAGGAGGCAAAACCAGCGGCAAGAAAGAUAGCGCUGCCUCUAUGCAUAGUGGAAUCCCCAAACCAGGAAGUAAAAGCACAGCUAAAAGCUCAGGAGUGCCGCUCUGUGGUAAAGACAACGAAAGGCCACGUAGCAUGAGGCUAAGCAGCGGAGUCGGUUUCCACGUAGACAGCCGUCCCUCUUCUUCCUCUUCCAGUCUGGCAUCUACAGAGGGAAAAGGUAAUCAGAAUCACAGCGUAGCCUCAGUUGGAAAUGGAGGAACUACCCAGUCCACCGCUAGCAACACAGUUAGUGUGCAGCUUCCUCAGCCUCAGCAACAGUACAACCACCCGAACACAGCCACUGUAGCACCAUUCAUGUACAGAUCCCAGACAGAUGGGGACGACACCACAGAAACAGGCUUCCCGGGACACACCGGAGAGUCGGGUAGCUUCAGCAAAACCAAUCAGACAUCCACUGAAGAUUUAUCAGGUGAAGAUCCUGAGACUAGGAGACUGAGAACUGUCAAAAACAUUGCAGACCUUCGACAGAACCUGGAAGAAACCAUGUCCAGUUUACGGGGGACACAAAUAACACACAGCGCUCUGGAAACUUUUGAUAGUGGCGUCACCAUGGAAAUGAACCCUCGUGGUUUCCGGUCAUCUCGUGCCGCACCGCUGUCAUGGGCCAAUCGGAUCGGUCCAUCCAGCCCAAGGCUGCAGGCAGGCGACGCCCCAUCACCAGGGAACGGGUAUCCGGCCCAUGGAGGCAUGGGUGGAUCUGCCCUGGGUCACACACGCUACCUUUACUCUGCUCCUCUGCGCAGGCAGCUAGCAGCACGUAGCAGUGCCAUCUGUGGGCUUGAGCUGGGAGAGCGUGGUGCAGAGGAGCUCGAGCUGGACGUCAGCGGCUACGUCAGUGAUGGAGACGUGCUGGCCAAGAACGCACAUGCUGAUGAGCUCAGCAGUGGCUACUUGACUGAUGGUGGUUUGAGUAUAUAUUCUCGCCGUAUGAACCGCUUCCCAGAUGGACUGGCAUUGAUGCGAGAAACUUUGCAGAAGCAUGUAUCGACUGGUCAAGGAGAUGCAGACAGUUGGGAUGACAGCAGCUCCGUCAGCAGUGGGAUUAGUGACACGAUCGACACUGAUGACAUCAACACAAGUUCCUCUAUCAGCUCAUACACACACACAUCUGCUUCAUGCAGAGCUCUGAACACCCAGCUUUCUCCUGUGACUGACGCCGAGAAACAUUCGGCAGUCGAGCGACACUCAAGUUGGUCCUGCGAUGAAGUCAAGAAAUCUGACGGUAAUUCAGACAGUGGUGUGAAAAUGGAGUCUGGGUUAAAAUGGCGCCAAAACCCUUCUGACAUAUCAGAUGAGUCAGAUAAGGGAGGAUCUGGGAAAAGGGCAGGCGCCGUCUCUCAGACCGGCUCAUGGAGGAGGGGCAUGAGCGCACAGGUUGGCGUGACGACGCCACGCACCAAAAACACCACAGUUACCUCAGGACCAGGCGUGAUGAAAACACAUGGGACAGCUAAAACAGAUGACGCUAAAGUUUCAGAGAAAGGUCGCGUUUCUCCCCACGCGAACAAAAUCCAGAGCUCUGACUCCGCCCCUUCCCGUGUUUCCUUCGGCUUAAAGAAACCCAGCUCAGGGUCCAUCUCGGGUCCUGCUGCCACGGCGGCGACCUCCAGCACAGUCAGCAGAGUCACGGUCAUCAGUGGUUCAGCCACACUAGGGAAAAUCCCCAAAUCCACAGCUCUGAUGGUGGGUGGAAUCAGAUCUGGUCUGAAAGGGUCAACACUAGAGUGCGCCAUGGUGACUCAGGAAGACAGCGGCCUAACGCCUGGUGUCCGGUCGACUCUGCAGUACCGCAGCCUGCCCCGACCUUCACGCUCCUCCCACAACCGCGCAUCCAUCAGUAGCAUCGAAUCAGGAUCAAGUGGCCGAGGUCCUACCAUCAGUCUGUCUGUCUCGGCCAAUAAGACGCGAGAGUCCGUCCCCAACAUGAAAACCAAUCAGACAGACAAGGAAAAGGGCGGAGUCUCUGAUGCGGACAACUUAAGAGCAAACGUGGUUGGCUCAAGUUCGACAAUUCCACAGACAGCGAGACAAGGGAGUAAAUAUACAGAGGUUUCAUCACCCACAUUGCGCAGACUUUUUGGAGGUAAAGCUGCCAAGCAGGCCACUGCCUCAGAGAACCUGAAGAACUCUGUGGUCAUUUCAAACCCUCAUGCCACAUUAGGACACCACUCUGUGCCCUCUUCUGGGCUCCUAGACUCCUCCUCAGUGGGCAGCAGCCUGGUUGCAGGGGGCAGCGAGCAGAUGUCCAGCCCGGGCUCGGGUUACUCCGGGGGUACGGGGACAUGGGGCCACCCGUCAGUCAGCAGCAUGCACACCAGCUCUGAAUCCAUCGACAUGUCAGUCAGCAGCGGGAAGCAGCACGACAGCAGCCACCAGCCAAUCACUCGCACAGGCAGCACCAAGACAGACAGUCCAUUCUCUUCCCCAUCUGCUAGUCCCAAAUUCAGCCGCAACACCUUGCCUCGGAAGCAGGACAGGUACACCCCAUCACCGCAUCUGCGCCCAGAAGAGGCACGUGAUUGGCUGCGCUCGCAUUCCAUCAGCGGAUUGCAGGACUCGGCCAGUAACUCACCAUUUUCUACCGGCUCCAGCGUGACCUCACCAUCUGGGACGCGGUUCAAUUUCGGGCAGCUUGCCAGUCCCACCACAGCAGCUCAGCUCAACAUUUUGAGUCUGCGCAACAGCAGUUUGACUAAUCAGGAUGCAGUUCUGGACACAUGCAAUGAGGGCCGCUUGAGAAACUCCUGCGUCUCUUUGGAUGAGAAAACUCGCAUCAUGAGUCGCUCGGCCUCCUUCAGAGACGGGUUUGAAGAAGUUCAUGGUUCCUCUCUUUCUCUGGUCUCGAGCACGUCUUCCAUCUACUCCACGAAUGAAGAGAAGUCACAGUCAGAAAUUCGGAAGUUACGCAGAGAGCUGGAUGCCUCGCAAGAGAAAGUGUCAGCACUGACAACACAGCUGAGUGCUAAUGCCCACCUGGUAGCAGCAUUUGAGCAAAGUCUGGCCAACAUGACCAUCAGACUAAAGAGCCUCACAAUGACUGCAGAGCAGAAGGACACUGAGCUGAACGAAUUGAGAAAGACCAUCGAGUUGCUAAAGAAGCAGAACGCUGUGGCUCAAGCUGCCAUUAACGGUGUCAUUAACACUCCUGAACUCACCUGUAAACCUGAACGUACAGCUUCUGUGGGCUCAGUCUCAGUACAGGCAGAGAUGUGUAUGCGCAGACAGCACUCAUCAGACAGUGUGUCCAGCAUCACCAGCCACUCCAGCAUGGAGAAUACAGACAACUGCAACAGGAAAAAGAAGAAAAACUGGGUUUCCGAGCUGCGCAGCUCCUUUAAGCAGGCUUUCACAAAAAAGAAGUCUCCUAAAUCCGCCUCGUCCCAUUCAGACAUCGAGGAGAUGAACGACUCGCUCCCUUCAUCUCCUAAACUUCCUCAUAAUGGAUCCAGCAGCUCAACACCGAUGCUCAGGAACUCCAACUCACUGUUGCCAGAGGGUUUAGAUGUUGAAGCAGAGACUGUAAUGCAGCUGCGGAGCGAGUUGAGAGAGAAAGAAAUGAAAUUGACAGACAUUCGGUUAGAGGCGCUUAGCUCCGCCCACCAACUCGACCAAUUGCGAGAGGCCAUGAAUCGGAUGCAGUCUGAGAUUGAGAAGCUGAAAGCAGAAAAUGACCAAUUAAAAAUGGAGAACCAAACUGCGAACGGUGGCCGAGUGUUAAUCACAUCAAGCUCUAUCACAACUCCAUCGACUGAACUCGCGCAACAAAACCUCCACGAGUCCACAAACCUUGAUAUAUUGCUGGAUGAUUCUGGAGGAGGAGACGGCAGUUUCCAUAAAGAUGGCCAACAUGUAAAGAUUGCAGUCAGUUUACAGAGAGAAGAUGCUCCCUGGAAAGAGGAUUGCAGACCUCGGGACUUCCUCAUUGGCUGUAUUGGAGUUAGCGGGAAAACCAAAUGGGACGUUUUGGAUGGAGUAGUGAAACGGCUGUUUAAAGAAUACAUCAGGCAUGUAGAUCCAGUCUGUCAGCUGGGACUAAGCUCUGACAGUGUGGAGGCGUACCGUAUUGGAGACGUAAUCAGGCCUGGUAGAGCAAAAACUCCAGAACUACUGCCCUGUGGAUAUUUAGUAGGGGAAAACAACACAAUAAACAUUAAACUUAAAGGUGUGAGCUCCCAGUCGACUGACUCUCUUGUGUUUGAGAUGUUAAUCCCGAAGCCUGUGUUGCAGCGCUACGUGUCACUGCUGCAAGAACAUCGCCGGCUCAUUUUGUCUGGUCCAAGUGGCACAGGGAAAACAUAUUUGGCCCAGCGUCUGGCUGAACACCUGACACUGCUCGAGGGACGCACCGAUACACACACUGCCAUCGCUAACUUCAGCGUAGACCACAAGUCAAGCAAGGAGUUACGGCAGUAUUUGUUGACUGUAGUGGAACAGUGCAGUGUGGAUCAAAGCGCAGCUCCUUUAGUCAUCAUACUGGACAACUUGCAUCACAUCAGCUCACUGGGGGAGAUAUUCAAUGGACUACUUAACCAAACACGCCAGCACUGCCCGUAUAUCAUCGGAACCAUGAGUCAGACGACGUCUUCGUCUCCUAAUUUGCAGCUUCAUCAUAACUUCAGGUGGGUUUUGUGUGCAAAUCACACUGAGCCAGUGAAGGGCUUUCUGGGCCGUUUUCUGAGGAGGAAGCUUAUCGAGACCGAGAUCAGCAGCCGGACACGGAAUCCAGAGCUGGUGAAGAUUGUUGAGUGGAUUCCUCGCCUUUGGCAUCAUCUUAACUGUUUCCUGGAGGCUCACAGCUCAUCAGACGUCACUAUCGGUCCGCGUCUGUUCCUGUCAUGUCCCAUGGACAUGGACGGGUCACGCAUUUGGUUUACGGAUCUGUGGAAUUACAGCAUCAUCCCAUACAUGCUGGAAGCUGUCAGAGAGGGUUUGCAGCUGUAUGGACGCAGAGCUGCAUGGGAUGAUCCUGCUCGUUGGGUGAUAGAGACGUUUCCAUGGCGAUCAAGCUCCAAGCAGCCUGAUUGGCCUGCGCUGCUAAAACUCCGCCCAGAGGAUGUGGGUUUGGAUGGUGGCUCAACCUCUAAAGAGGGAGCUACCAAACAGAGCAUCCAGAGCGACAGUGAUGCUGAUCCACUGAUGAACAUGCUAAUGCGUCUGAAGGAGGCAGCAAACUGCUCCAGCACUCAGAGUUACGACAGCGACUCCAACAGCAACAGUCACCAUGACGACAUCCUCGACUCGUCCUUGGAGUCAACUCUCUGACGCGUCCUUUUAUAACUUUCCUCCCAAAACCUCCUUUGAAUGUUUCCUCUUGUUCAGGCAGGAGUGAAAUUAACUGCACUACUCAUAAUUCAGCGUAAUGUAAAACUAAUCAUGGACAUGAACAAGCUUCAUGAAGAAGAAGAUGACGAGGAUGAGGAUGAAGACAGGAAGAAGACAGAAACUGCACUACCAUGACAGAUCCUGCUGUGAUGGAUGGAUUAAAGAAUAGCACACGGCAUCAGACAGAGAUUUUCCAGAAUCCUUACCUCACUAAUGUCCACCUAUAAUGUCUAAUAAUAAUAAUAAUAAGUUUUAAAGCUUUGCUAAAUAUCUUCAUAUCCUUGUUCUGCCUUUCGUAACCCUGCGGCUUUUUUUUUAGAGAAACAUCAAAUGUGUCAGUCAUUUCUCUCAAACAACGUUGUGUUGAAAGAAUUGGUGCUAUGAAUGAUUUUCUUCUCUACUGUGAAUGUCUGGACUCACAUGACGGUGGCUCACAAAAGUUGCUUCUGAUGCUGGCCAUCAUUUUAUAACUUAAAGUCAAAGGAUUGACACGUUCUGGGAGACUUUCCUGGAGGACGAGGCGACGUGAUUUUCCUGUUUGUUUGCAUGAUCAGUAAUAGUUCAUCACCAGCACGGAGUUUUCACUUGGUUUACGUCUCGCAGGCACUUGUUCAUCAUUGAACUCCCUCGUUCUUUCUUUCAUCCCUUCAUUUUGGUGCUGAAGAGCCCAGUGCCUUACUGUGUUUUUUGCAAAAGGGCUUCAUGCUGCAUACCUGAGCAGCUCAGAGUGGCUUCAUCAUUUUAAUGAUGCAGAGGAGGAAUGAAAACAUUAGGCACAAAAACCCUGUGAUGCUUAGAAGGAGCGUGCGCAGAUGUGCGUGUUUAUACCUCAUCGACUGUCCAGAACAUUACUUUGGCCUUAAUUCCCAUGUGACACCACUGUGAAGGGGAAUGACUUAAAGAGUGCUUAUCAUGGAGUCACAAAUGUUCACUGGUUUCUAAAAUAAAAUAGCUGCAUAUAGUUUGUAAACAGUUUGUAAAAGCCUGCCCAGUCCAUGAGGUCUGUUUAUAGAAACUAAGCUGCAAAAAAACAGCCCAUUUUAGAAUUCCUGUUUCCUAGACCUCAUUGAAACACUUGACCCAUUUACUUUACAGUAGGCAGUUAUCUCUUGAAAGUUUCACUCCACCCAUUUACAGUACUUUAUAGCAGGUAAGCCCCACCCUCUCCCACUGAAAGUUUAACUCCACCCAUUUACAGUACUUUAUAGCAUGUAAGCCCCACCCUCUCCCACUUAAAGGCUAACUCUGCCCAUUUGCAGAACUUUAUAGCAAGUAAGCCAGCCCACUUUCACUUAAAGGUUAACUCCACCCAUUUACAGUACUUUAUAAGAGGGAAACUCCACCCAUUUACAGUACUUUACAGCAGGAAAGCCCCACCCACUCCCACUAAUUUUGUUGGAGCAUUUGAUUGAUAGAUGUUGCAGCAUGCAGGUAAACCUAGCCGUCAGGAAACAAAUAAGCUACAAAAGUGUACACAUGACCGUCUAUGUUCUGAAUGAUAGCAUAUUAUGACAGGACUCUACUGCUGAAGGAUGACUAUACUUGACCCAACAGCAGACACACAACCUGGAAGCAGAAUUUCCAUCUAAUAUCUCAUUGACUCAUGACUUUUGUAUGAACACUGACUGGGGCAGCUUUAUCUAACAACAUAUGCAUUGUACUCAAUGAGCUAACUCUAGCUAGCUACAGUCAGCCUUUCUAAUCUGCUAAUUCUGUAGCUAGUCAUGUCAAUAACAGUCACAUAUUUUUAUCUCUUUGUUCUGUUCUGAGAGAUGAUGAGAGGAAGGGAAAUGCUAAAUUGAAUGAUGACUUUUUGUACAUAAAACUACGCAAAUAUUAUAAGUGGAUUUCAGGGAAAAAGAUCAAAUACAAAAACAACGUAGGAUACGGGACCUUAAUGCUAACUGAUACCAUAUCAAAUGACUCUUCCGCUGCUGUUAUAGACUUUUAGGAAGAGUUGAGUGAAUGGAACGUCAGGAGAAAGAAGCGUUGACUUGAUAUCAGGAAUUGAUUGUGGUUCUGUUUUAAUUCCUCAUGGAAUUCUUGUGUUGUUGAAUUUGUGCAGUUUUAUGUUAAUAAUGUCGCUUACCUUCAGCAUUUUGAUCCUAUGCAACAUUGUUCAGAUUUUAUAUGGAAGCCAAAUAAGGUAUCAGCACUGCCAAGUGUGUGUGUGUCUGUGUGUAUAUGUGUGUGUGUGUAUUUAUAUAAAUACGGAUUGUACACUCUGUAUAUACUCUGUGAAUAACUCCCAGAUUAUGAUGUGCCUACAUUUUAUAAAGUUGGAUGUAAGUCGAUUCAAGCACAGACAUGUUUUAAUUUUAUUCUCAUUACUGAAUGUUUAUUUCCUGUGUAAAUGAUUUAAAUACGCAACAUUCAUUAAAAAAAAUCCUGCAUUUGAAUGAAUAAAUGUUUACUUACAUGUUUAUAACAACAUAUUUUGUGCACAGUGCUUAUUCCAUAAUCUUUAAAAUAACAGA